GGGUCCCAGCGAGCCGAAGGCAUGGCGGAGGUAUCUUCGGAGUCGGUGGCCGAGGCCGAGGCGCUGUCCGCGGCACGCGAGCGGAGCCGUCGCUUCCUCAGCGGCCUGGAGCUGGUGAAGCGGGGCACCGAGGCGCGCGUCUUCCGAGGCCGCUUCCAGGGCCGCGCGGCGGUGGUGAAGUACCGCUUCCCCAAGGGCUACCGGCACCCGGCACUGGAGCCGCGGCUCGGCCGGCGGCGGACGGUGCGGGAGGCGCGCGCGCUGCUUCGCUGCAGCCGCGCGGGGAUUUGCGCCCCAGCUGUCUUUUUUGUGGACUAUGCUUCUAACUGCUUGUAUAUGGAAGAAAUCGAAGACUCAGUGACUGUUCAAGAUCAUAUUCAGUCCACCAUGGAGACAGAAAAGAAUCCCCAGAGCCUCCUGGGCUUGGCUGAGAGAGUUGGGCAGGUUCUGGAGAGAAUGCACAACCAGGACCUGGUUCACGGUGACCUCACCACCUCCAACAUGCUCCUGAAACCGCCCCUGGCGCAGCUGAGCAUCGUGCUCAUAGACUUCGGGCUGAGCUUCAUUUCGGGACUGCCUGAAGAUAAAGGAGUGGACCUCUACGUCCUGGAGAAGGCCUUCCUCAGCACGCACCCCAACACCGAGGCCGUGUUUGAAGCCUUUCUGAAGAGCUACUCCACCUCGUCCAGAAAGCCUGGCCCUGUGCUGAAGAAGUUAGAUGAAGUGCGCCUGAGAGGAAGAAAGAGGUCCAUGGUUGGGUAGAAGAGUGGGUGUGACUGGUUUUCAACAUGAAGAUGCUGUCAGCAGGUUAGACCUCAGGGUCUCAAGAGUGCCUGCCCCCUUCUCUAGCAGAGCUCAGAGGAACUGAGGACUAAAUUCUCUUAUGUCGAUGUUGCACAGAGUCAGGUGCUUCAGCUUAGACACUCAGAAAGACGCUUCAAAUCUGAUUCCAUCAGGUGGCUGGACUUCAAUGAGAGGGUCUCAAAGGGAGUGUGACUCCUGAGGAUGUUAUGCAGUUGUCCUUUAAGGAAGAAGAUGUCAUUUACAUAAAUCUCACACAGAUUGUCAGCUUUUGUAAAGGAGCAUUAUACAUAAACAAAUACCACCCAUUUUGCCAUGUAGAAGUAUAUGUCUGCCAAUGCAUAUGUGGAAAACGUCUGAGUAUUUGCCACAGGUGAGGGACAAAUAUUUUCAUGUUGUCUUGAUGUCAGAGACUUUCCAUGACCAGCUCCUCAUAGGCUGUCCAGGUAGACAACACUUAGAAACUUGUGUAUUUUGUACAGGGGACCUGACAGAAUCUGCAGCCUCUUGACGCACAGCGGGAUGACAUGUUUCCUCAUCUUCACUCAUUGCAAGAGAUGAGGAACUGGUUCAAAAGGAUCCCUCCUUGCCCAGGAUGCCACAGGGAGCAAGAGGUGCUGUUCCCUGAUUCAAAGCCCAUGCUUUUGGUUUCUCUUUGAAACAUGGCCUCAUACUGUAUCCCAAGCUGGCCUCAGCCUUCCGAGUGCUGGGAUUACAGGUGUGAGUCACACCUGGCUUUCCACUGAUUCUGUAAGAAAUGGGACAUUGAAUGACAAUCUGUAAUCUAUACUGAUUUGUGUAACAUUUUCAAGGAAGUCCAAGGCCAGAGGAGCAGCAACUUUUUUAGUGAACACUGAACACUUCAUGACAGAGAUGGCCUUUCAUCUUUUUCCUUACGUACACUGAGGGUGGUCUCAGAGAGAUGCCACAUGUGCAGUAAGUCAGCAGACUGCUAGUGCUCGCUGCAGGCCCUGGAGAUCUGAAAGAAGACACGAAGCCCGUUCUUCCUUUCCUGUCGAACAGAGAAUGGGUAGCAGUUUCAGACAUGGAGAGGGAGGUUGGGAGGUGACACUGCAUUCCAGGAGCUCAGAGGACAUUCCAGGAGAAGGAUGGUCACAUGCAUAGUUGGUGAGCAUCCUUGUGGGACAAGGCCCAUGUGACUGGCAUGCAGCUAGCAAGGAGAAGGAACAGAAAAUGGGGUGAAGAGGUGGCCUGAAUUCUGCAGGGCCCUGGAACAGUUUAAUCAGGGUGUAUAACCCAGAAGUUCCUCCAGAAAGCUGGAGUCAUCCAAGGGGGUGGAGCUGCCGCCAUAUUGAGUGGUGAACGGAGGGCAAGCAGGGCAAGCCAGCCUGUGGCCGUGGUGGCGCGGAUCUCAAAGCUCAGUCAAAAUGUAGAAGAUGGAUUAUGGGAGCUUAUGCUUUGUAAGUCACCCUUUCCCGGGUGUCAUAUAAACCGUGCUAAAACCCAAAUAGAAGGUAUUCUAUCCAUUUGUCAGCCCUGGGCCUCAGAGGGCACGGGUCUCCCAAGAAGGGGGAGGGGAAAAUUUAGUGAAACAGGGCAACAUCUGAUUAGUAUUUUGUGUGCAUUGCUCAGGGGCAAGAGAGGAAACAAGCCACCUGGCAGUGAGAGGGCAACUGUGGUGGCCCAUUCGUGAGAACUGCGGCCUAGGGAGGACACAGUAGAACAUGCUGGGAACUAUCUGGGCCAGGAUGUCACUCAGGGGGCCUGAGACUUGGUAGCAGUAGCAGCAGUGAGGACUAAUGAUCUCCUUUGCAAGUGUCUGGAGGGAGAGAGGUGGACAGAGUGAAAGGCGAGGAGCUCCCUAAAUGCUGGUACUGGCAGCUUGGUGCAAAGCCCCACAGAAGCCCAGCCAGAUAAAGGCACUCAGCAAAGUGUGAUUUGUCCUAGCACCACAGUAAGUGAUGGCUGGGGCUCAAACCCAAGGUUUGACAGCAAUACUCUACAGAGAGUUAAAAGUUCUUUGCAUAUAUUAACUCAUCUUACAGGGGGCAGCAGGCAUGGAGAAGUUAAGGCUUGCCCAGAGCCACUCAGUGAAUGGCAGAGCCACGGAAGUGCAACAUGACAGACACCUGGCUGAGAAGGACCUCCUGUCACAACUGCUCUUACAGCCCGGCUGUGGGUCCUCGAGUCGUGGUUCCCUUAAGGCUUGGCAUAGUAGGUGCUCCCAUUAGGAGUUCUUAAAUGAGGCGAACUGGCCACGCCUACAUGGAAUGUUUUGGGAAAGCCCCACUGGUGAAGGCAUGGAUAUGAGCUGUGAAUAAGAACACAGCACCCAUCUGACUCCGUAGUAACACUUUAUUUACAAUUGCCCUGCAAGCCCUACUUUGCCUGUUUGACCCCCCCACUCCCCACCUCUUUAGAGUCAGGUUCUCUCUGUAUAGCUCUACUGACUUAGAACUCACUAUGUAGCCCAGGCUGGCUUUGAAUUCACGGAG
Molecule: messenger RNA, 3257 nt
Organism: Nannospalax galili (Upper Galilee mountains blind mole rat)
Lineage: Eukaryota; Metazoa; Chordata; Mammalia; Rodentia; Spalacidae
Product: EKC/KEOPS complex subunit TP53RK-like
Biological process (GO): protein phosphorylation
Cellular component (GO): nucleus; cytosol; EKC/KEOPS complex
Molecular function (GO): ATP binding; protein serine/threonine kinase activity
Source: RefSeq, a predicted model, not a curated record